AUGCCUGGUGUGGACCCAGAGCAGUCAAAUUUCCAUCAGGUGGUUGAUGAUAAUGCUGCUAUGUUCAUGACUAACUUGGUGAAGGGAUAUGGGGAGAUUCAUGUCUUUGUGGAGCAUCCAGUGCAUGAACCAGUUGAGUUACCAGUGGAGGAUUUUGAUCCCUUAGCUGCUGGAGUACCUGGUAGUGAAGUAGAAGGUGUAGGUGUAGAGGUUUUUGCUAGUGACAGAGUGCUUCAAAAUGAUAAUGAAGAGUACAGACCUGAUUUUUCACAAUUUGGAGGCCAUGAUGAUGCUGAAUUUGUUAAUGUUAACCAUGGUGAGCCACAUGAGGUAGAUGAUGAGGAAGUUUGUGCUAGGAGGGCUGGCAAAGCACCAGUUGUUGAUGACCAAGUUGAGGAGAGUAGUGAGGGUAGUGAGGGCAGUGAGGGCAGUGAGGAUGAGAGGAGUGACUUAGAAGAAGAGCCAGAACCAGAAGUGCAACCAAUGAAUAUUGGUGAAGAUAGUCCUGAUAGUUGGGACAAUCAAGCUGAAAAUGCUGAGGUUGAAGCAGGACAAAUGGGUGGUGGUGUCAUGAAUUCUGACUAUGAGAGUGAGAAGUUGCUUAGCCUUGAUGAAUCAUCAUCAAGCAGUAAGGGUGGUGAUGAUUCAAGUGAUGAUGACAUCCCUGUUGCUGAGGUUGACAAUUCUAUUAGGAGCAGCAAAUAUCCAAUCUUUAGGCCAGUAGCCAAAGCUGAGAACCUUAGGUUUGAAAAGGAUAUGUUGUUCAUCUUAGCUAAACAAUUUAAAGAUGCUAUAACUGAUUAUGCAGUCCAUGGUGGGUGGGGUAUAAAAUUUGUGAAAAAUGACUUGGUGAGAGUGAGAGCCCGAUGCCAGCCAGGGUGCAAUUUUGUUGCCUACCUUGCAAAGGUGCCAAGGGAGAAGAGUUUUAGAUUGAAAACACUGAACAUGGAACACACAUGCACCAGAAGCUAUAAAAAUCCAAGGUGCACAGCAUCAUACAUUGGGAAGAAGUUAGUGAAGAGGGUUAGGAGACAGCCUGGCAUAAAGCUUAAGGAUAUUCAGGAGGCUGUGCAUAAGAAGUAUGUGGUUGACAUAAGUGCAGGCAAGGCAAGUAGGGCUAGAGAGAGAGCUCAAGAUGCUGUUGAUGGGACCCACACUGCACAGUUCAACCAACUAUGGGAGUACUGUGAUGAGUUGAGAAGGUGCAGUCCUGGGAGCACAAUAUUGAUGAAGGUGCAUACUUAUGAGGAUGGUGAUUUGGCAGCUGAGCAUGGAUUGGCAACUGGGCUGCCAUAUUUUGAAAGAAUGUACAUCUGCCUUGAAGGUUGCAAGAAGGGCUUCUUGGCAGGGUGCAGGCCAAUCAUUGGUCUAGAUGCAUGCCAUCUGAAGACCAAGACAGGUGGUCAGCUGAUGUGUGCUGUUGGCAGAGAUCCCAAUGAUGAAUACUUCUCAUUCGCAUAUGCAGUAGUAGAGGCUGAAACAAAGGACAGUUGGACCUGGUUUCUUAAUUUAUUGCUUGCUGACAUAGGAGAUGACAAGCAAUGGGUGUUCAUAUCUGACCAGCAGAAGGGGUUGGUGAACACCUUUGUUGACAAUUGGCCACAGUACGAGCACAGGAUCUGCUGCAGACAUUUAUACCAAAAUUUGAGGAAAAAUCAUCCUGGUGUCAUUAUUAGAGACCUUUUUUGGAAAGCAGCCAAGGCUACCUAUCGGCAAGCAUUUGAGAGGGCAAUGAAUGAGCUAAAGGAGGUGGAUGAAGAUGCAUUCAAAUGGCUGCAAUCUCAGUCAACAACUAUCUGGGCUAGGCACAUGUUCAAAAGUGAUGGGCAGAGUGACACGGUCUUGAACAACAUGUGUGAAAGCUUCAACAGCACGAUAGUUAAGUUCAGGAGCAAACCUAUAAUCACCAUGCUUGAGUGUAUUAGGCUAUAUCUAAUGACUAGAUUUCAAGCAAACAGAGAAAUGAUUACGAAGGUGGAAUCUGAGUUGUGUCUUAAGAUAAGGAAGAGGCUGUACAAGGAGAAGUUGGCAUGCAGCAAGUGGAUAGCAUGUUGGGCUGGUCGUAUGAAGUUUGAAGUGAAGAAUGGGCUUGAGAGUUUCAUUGUGGACUUGGAAGAGAAGAAAUGCAACUGUAGGAAGUGGGACAUAGUUGGCAUACCAUGUUGCCAUGCCAUUUCUUGCAUAUUUUUCAACAGAGAAGAUGCUGAAAAAGCCCAUCAAUGGCCAGAAUAUGUGGGGUCCUAG
This is a messenger RNA of Quercus lobata, 2244 nucleotides long. RefSeq lists its product as uncharacterized. The record is from RefSeq and is a predicted model, not a curated record. Lineage: Eukaryota; Viridiplantae; Streptophyta; Magnoliopsida; Fagales; Fagaceae. Gene Ontology annotation, molecular function: zinc ion binding. Bases 1 to 2244 code for a protein of 747 amino acids. The transcript is spliced from 4 exons.